AUGUUGGCGAGAUCAGAUACCAAGCACCAAGAUGUGCGGGAGCUUGUGCAGUUUCUGCCUCACGCGCAAUGCACCGGCUUUUGCGUGAAUGGUAGAUGCCUGGGCGCCGUUGCCGAAGUGGAGCAGCAAUGGAUGUGGCCGCAGCAGUCCGGCCUCGACGCUGUCGCACUAGCUGGCGACUUUGCUCGUGCUGGGGGAUCGAAGCUCGCAACUAGCUCGAAAAGCAAGCCAAACCAUGUCACAUCACUAGGUGACCUUCCAACGGCUCUUGCAGCUAGGCCGACGACAUGCCGAGAAUGCGGCAAUCACUGA
Molecule: messenger RNA, 312 nt
Organism: Symbiodinium natans
Lineage: Eukaryota; Dinophyceae; Suessiales; Symbiodiniaceae
Source: the annotation of a GenBank genome assembly